Ahaetulla prasina is the source of this 3668-nucleotide messenger RNA. RefSeq names its product cytochrome P450 2J4-like. Gene Ontology annotation, molecular function: oxidoreductase activity, acting on paired donors, with incorporation or reduction of molecular oxygen, reduced flavin or flavoprotein as one donor, and incorporation of one atom of oxygen; heme binding; iron ion binding. Lineage: Eukaryota; Metazoa; Chordata; Lepidosauria; Squamata; Colubridae. Gene Ontology annotation, biological process: xenobiotic metabolic process; arachidonate metabolic process. Bases 224 to 1705 code for a protein of 493 amino acids. The transcript is spliced from 9 exons. The record is from RefSeq and is a predicted model, not a curated record. Gene Ontology annotation, cellular component: intracellular membrane-bounded organelle; cytoplasm.
UGAUAAUCAUAUUCUAUUAUAACAGGUUUGGAGGCAAGCCAUUCCUAUCAUAAUUGAAUAUGGUGUAAGAAGUGUUGUUUACAUUUUUAACAUAGAGAGUAUAAAAGGCUGAAAAACAGAGUCCUCCUCUCUCAGGAAGACCAAAUCUGCUGGGGAAAAGAGAUCCAGCUUAGCCAGCUUGAGGUAGACCAAGAGCGAUUAAAAAAAAAAGGAUAAAAAAAAAAUGGAGGAAGUUGGAAAAUGGUUGCUGGCUUUGUUCCUGACUGGAGUAAUGUUAUAUUUCCUGAAACAACUGUGGUCCCGCAGAAAUUAUCCUCCUGGGCCAUUUCCACUUCCUUUCAUUGGAGUCGCAUGGCAGACGGGAAUCCGAGUAACUCCGACACUCUUAAUCAAGCUGGCUAAGCAAUAUGGAAACAUCUACACAAUAUGGUCGGGACACAUGGCGAUAGUGAUCUUCUCUGGAUUCCAGGCAGUCAAAGAAGCCCUCAUUCAAACUGAAGACUUUGCUGAGCGACAAAUGACUCCUUUUUUCAAAGAGGCCUUUAAAAACAAGGGUAUUAUAUUUUCAAAUGGUCAAAACUGGAAGCAACAAAGACGGUUUGGUCUAAUUACUAUGCGAAAACUUGGGCUAGGGAAGAAAGGCAUGGAGAAUCGAAUAGAAGAAGAGGCUCAUCGCUUGGUUAAAAUCUUUGCGCGUGCAAAAGAACAGCCACUAGAUCCUUCGUUGCCUGUCACUACUGCAAUCUCCAAUUUGAUAUGCAUUAUGGUUUUUGGAUAUAGAUUCUCUGCCAAAGAUGAAAAAUUCCAGAAAAUGUUAAUAAACUUGAAUUACUAUAUGAAAUUCGGAGGCAGUUUUGUUUACCUGCUGUAUGAGUUGUUUCCAUGGGUGAUGAAAUACCUUCCAGGACACCAUCAGAGAGUAUUCCGUGCUUUAAACGAUGUCACCUCCUUUGCCAAGGAAGAGGUAGAGAAGCACAGGGAACUCCAAUCACUGCAUGACCCACAGGACUUCAUUGAUUACUACCUUCUGCAGAUGGAGAAAACCAAAGGUGACCCUGAGUCUGCUUAUGAUGAAGAGAACCUAGCUCAGUGCAUUGUUGAUUUUUUUAUCGCAGGCACAGAAACCACCGCCACCACCUUACAAUGGGCAUUGCUACUCAUGGUGGCUUACCCGGAGAUCCAAGAGAAAGUCCGCAAGGAAAUAGAAGAUACGUUUGAUCCCACCCAUUCAAUCUGCUAUCAAGAUCGGGUGAAACUCCCGUAUACCUGUGCUGUGAUUCAUGAGGUUCUCCGUUUGAAAUAUGUGUUAAUUGUUGGCGUUCCCAGGCAAAGUGCCAGAGACGUGAAUCUCUAUGGAUAUCACAUUCCAAAGGGGACUUUGGUUGUUACAGAUCUGAACUCAGUCCUUUAUGAUCCCAAGAGAUGGGAGACGCCUGAAAAAUUCAACCCGCACCAUUUUUUGGACAAGGAUGGGCAUUUUAUAUCAAGGGAAGAAUUUUUGCCAUUUGGAGCAGGGCCUCGAGUGUGCCUCGGUGAGCAAAUGGCUAGGAUGGAGCUCUUCCUUUUCGUGACCAUCCUUCUGAGGUCUUUUAAGUUUCAGCUGCCAGAAGGAGUCAAAGAACUCAGUCUGGAGCCCAUGGUGGGAUUAUCGCUGCACCCUCGUCCUUACAAACUUUGUGCUGUUCCUCACUGUAGGACCCCAUAAAAUCAAGAUGAUUGCUGCAAAUCUUGCUUCUAGGUUUUUACCUUUAGACUGAAAUUCUAUCCUGAGCACAUUGCUUGGAUUCGCUUGUCCUAGAGGUUUCUUAGAACAUUAAGAAAUAAUUGCUAUUACUUUUUUUUAAAAAUUUGAAUUUAUAUCCCGCCCUUCUCCGAAGACUCAGGGCGGCUUACAUUGUGUUAAGCAAUAGUCUUCAUCCAUUUGUAUAUUAUAUACAAAGUCAACUUAUUGCCCCCAACAAUCUGGGUCCUCAUUUUACCUACCUUAUAAAGGAUGGAAGGCUGAGUCAACCUUGGGCCUGGUGGGACUUGAAUUUGCAGUAAUUGCAAGCAGCUGUAUUAAUAACAGACUGCUUUAGUCUGUUGAGCCACCAGAGGCCCCAGUAAGAGGUAAGAGGUUACUUACCAUUUGUUUUUAUUUUCAUGCAGUUCUUUCUCCAGAAAGAGAUGAGAGUGGCUUAUAAAACAUGGUAGUACAAUCGGCUGUAAAAACCAUUGCAGUUAAACUGUAAAUAUAUUAGUGCAAAACUGUACAGAAUGAACAAAACAAGGAACAGAACAAUGGCAUUUCUGUGAUUUAGUAAAAGGGCCAUUAGUCCUACUACUGGGCCAUUGUUGCUCUGCUAGCGCACAGGUGAAAACGAUGUUUUUAAUCAUGUUUAAAACAAGAUACCGCUAGACAUCUGUGAGUUUUGCCUCAUUUUUCGACCUUUCCUGCCACGGUUGUUAAGUGAAUUUCUGCAGUUGUUAAGUCAGUAAAAUGGUUGCAAAGCAAAUCUGGUUUCCCCAUUGACUUUGCUUGUCAGAAGGUUGCAAAAGGGGAUCACAUGACUUGGAGAACAGCGGUGUUAUUCAGCUGGUUAUAUCCGGUUCGGGCGAACCAGUAGCGGUGGCUGCGGGUGGCUUCGUCCACUCACGCGGACAUAAUCACUUCCCAUUUAUCCACGUUUUUGAUGAUCUGCGCAUGCACAUUUGCGAACCCGGUAGCCAAGGUGAGUGAAUACCACCCCUGCCAGAGACACUGCAAAUGUCAUAAAUUAUAAACCAGUCGCCAAGCGUCCAAAUUCUGAUCACGUGACCAUGAGGAUGCUGCAACGGUUGUAAGUGUGAAAAACGGACAUCCGUCACUUUUUUCCAGUGCCGUUGCAGCUUCAAAUGGUCAUUAAAUGAACGGUUGUUAAAUCGAAGAUUAGCUGUAUGCCUGCCUUCAUCCAGAAGAGAAAUCCAUAACCGUGGCUCGGUGAUUAAUAAAGACCUUCUCUUGACCCUAUGCUGCAAAGGACACUCAUUGAUGGACUAUGAACACGGUUUCCUUGGUUCUUCUUAGUACAUGAGUUGGUGGAACUGGAGAGGCAGAUAUUUAACACCCAACUGGUGCCUGACACAGUAAUGAAGUCUUGUGUUCUGACAAAAGUGGAAGAUUAAAAUCAGGGAGCUGUGCUCCACCGAACAUGGGUAAGGUGUUAUGCAGAAAAGCUCAUUCAGCAACAUUCCUCUCUCUUUCAUAAAGUUGGAGGAAAGAGGACAUUUGGUACAGUCCUCUUCUCAAGACAGGUUUGACUGGACCAUCUCUGAUAGAUGAUAUCCAGCCUCUACUUGAAGAACAUCUAGUGAGGUAGAAUUUGCCACUUUAUGCGGCGGCCUCUCCCACUGGCUGGCAUCUCAAACCAUCCGUAAAUUUAUCCCUGGUGUAUUUCUUUAACCAAUGUAUAUGGCUGCCCAGCUCAACAAGUGAUUCUGGGCAGUGAACAAUAUUAAUAAAACAAUAAUGAAUAAAACAAUAACUAAAAUUAAAGCGUGAGGAAAAAGCUGAGAAAUACAACUGCCAUUAAUGAAGUUGGAUGUUUGUUCUCCGAACUUGUGGGUUGGUUUCAGGGGUGAAAUGCUCCCGGAUCGGAUGGGAUCGCGCGAGCCGAUAGCAAUGGCGGCUGCUGGUUUGGAGGACCGGU